UCUGCUCGUCCACAGCCCACCGGGGAAAGCGCCCGGCCCGGCCCGCCUGGUGCUGCUGCUGCUGCCCUCGACGCCGCUCGCCUGACGCCCCACCGCCCGCCCGCCCGCCCGGCAGCAGAAGCAGAAGCAGGACGACGAGGACGAGGACGAGGAGGAGCAGAGGGCACCUGUCCGCCGCCUAGGAGAGCAGCCCGGCCGAGGCGCGGGGGCUGCCGAAGCGCCGCGGACCAGCAGGAGGGACGCCCCCCCCCCCCCGACGCCCCGUGUGGCCGCAGACAAAAGGCUGACUUCGCCGGCCCCUGAGCCGCCCGCCGCGCCCGAGCCCCGGAGGACCGCAGCCGAAAGGGACCAGCGAAGGAAGAGCCGCCAGCGGCGCGCCGGGGGUGGCCCCGGAGGAUCCGCGCGGGGGGGAGAGCGCCGCCGCCGCCGCCGCCAGCCUAGUCUCGCCUGACCCCUCUUCGGCGGCGCCUCCGCUCGGCCAGGACGGGACCCUCGCCGCCCCCCCUCCCCAACGCCCUGCCGGGUGGGAUCGCGGGCAGGAGCCCCUGCAGGGAGGGGGCGGGCGGGGGGGCCGCGGAUUGCUUGGCGCCCGGCGCUUGGAGUCUGCUUUGGGACGCCUUCGGGGAGCCGUCGGAGGAGAGAGAGCGCGGCGGAGAGGCGGCCGCCCGCGGAUUUCGCCCCCUCUGCAGCCCGCGCACCGGCCCCGAUGGAAAUACACUGUAAGCACGACCCGUUUGCAGCCAUGCAUAGACAUGGAGGAGUGAAUCAGUUAGGGGGUGUUUUUGUGAAUGGGCGACCGCUCCCUGACGUCGUCCGCCAAAGGAUUGUGGAACUUGCCCAUCAAGGUGUCAGACCGUGUGAUAUCUCCAGGCAACUCCGGGUCAGCCAUGGCUGUGUCAGCAAAAUACUUGGCAGGUACUAUGAAACUGGAAGCAUUAAGCCUGGAGUUAUUGGGGGGUCAAAACCAAAGGUCGCCACACCCAAAGUAGUAGAAAAGAUUGCAGAAUAUAAACGCCAAAACCCCACCAUGUUUGCCUGGGAGAUCAGGGACAGACUUUUAGCAGAGCGAGUAUGUGACAACGACACUGUGCCCAGCGUUAGCUCAAUUAACAGGAUUAUACGGACAAAGGUGCAACAACCACCCAACCAGCAAGUCCCUGCCUCCAGUCACAGCAUAGGUAUUCAGGAAUCUCCAGUACCAAACGGCCAUUCCCUUCCGGGUAGAGAUUUCCUACGGAAACAAAUGCGGGGAGAUCUUUUCACCCAGCAACAGUUAGAAGUGUUGGAUCGAGUAUUUGAAAGACAGCAUUAUUCUGACAUCUUCACAACAACUGAACCCAUCAAACCAGAGCAGUCUUCAGAAUAUUCAGCCAUGGCAUCAUUAGCUGGUGGAUUAGAUGAUAUGAAGGCCAAUUUAUCAAGCCCUGCUUCAACAGAUAUAGGAGCCAGUGUCCCAGGACCACAGUCAUAUCCUAUUGUGACAGGUCGUGAUUUGGCAAGCACAACCCUCCCUGGAUACCCUCCACACGUCCCCCCUGCUGGACAGGGCAGCUAUUCUGCUCCAACACUGACAGGAAUGGUGCCUGGGAGUGAAUUUUCUGGAAGUCCAUACAGCCACCCGCAGUAUUCAACAUACAAUGAUUCCUGGAGAUUUCCCAAUCCUGGAUUGCUAGGUUCUCCAUAUUAUUACAGCGCUGCCGCCCGAGGAGCAGCCCCUCCUGCAGCCACUGCUGCUUACGACCGCCACUGACACAAGGAAUCAAGAAGCACUUAUGAAACAUAUCAUGCCGGAUGACACCACUGGAACCACCUGGAAUGCAACCACAGAGAUCAGGCUACGGGACAAAAGGAAACUCAAACAAUGGCUUGAACCUUAAUCUUUGAGCUAGGUGAACUGGUUAUUAAUUAUUGUUUUUAAUCAAUGACAUUCUAGUGACCUUAACUGAAUCUCCCAUGAAAAAAGCAAAACAAUCACAGCUUUGCUGGCAUUCCACGUGGGUCGCCAGAUACAUCUGUCAUCGUGUUACACCCAGCCAUCUUGCUUAUGGACGAGCUAGUUGCCUCUGUGUUCUCCCAAACACAUCGGGGGGACAGGAACCGCUCUAAUGUCAGGCAGUCCUUUACAGGAUAUCUCUUAAAUGUGCAUUGUUAACAGGAUUUUGUGAACUAACAUGGUAUUGUCUGAGUCUGGGGGUUUAUUUUGGAGGCAUUCAGUUAAAAAAAAAUCAGUCUCUUCAAAUGACAGAAACACCAAUGUAAAUACCUUGCUUCUUUUGUGUUGCUAAGGAGAGGUUCAGCAUAAAACAUCAACAUGGGACAAACGGUGAGUUCAAAACACACUGGGAAAAAUGUGUUUUGAAUCUGGUGCACUGACUCCUAGUUUCAGUAAGCUUUAAACCAACUCUGAACCAGGUUAACAUUCAUUGUGGGUCUUUCUGGGGCUGUUCUUUCUAGAUACAUACAUCUUAAUCUGAUGACCAUGGGGACAUCCUGUGCUCCAUAUGCUGGCAUCAAACAUGCAAGCCAAUGACAGGCGUGGACAGUCCGUGAUAUUUUAACUGAGGAAUAUUAAUUUAUUCUUAUUUGUAAUCAUUAUUAGCACUGGUACACACUUUGUGGCUUUACGUUCAACUAAAUAUCAAAGAAGAAAUUCCAAAUAACCGAAGCCUUACACACAUCAAAAUGAAUUAGAUGUAAAAAUUCAAGUAGUUCAAUAUUUCCCUGCAUGAUUUUUUCCCCCAAGCUGUCUUCUUAAACAGUUGUACCUCUGGACCAUGAUAAAAGCCACAGCGGUGAUUUCCUCACCGGCGAUUAGUCCUGGGAUAGUCACCUGAAAUAUCCAGGUUCCCUUGAGAUCUCCUCAUAGCCAAACCGCAGAACACAGAUCAGUCCCGUUUCUGACGC
Messenger RNA from Sphaerodactylus townsendi, 2904 nucleotides. RefSeq names its product paired box 5 (gene PAX5). The transcript is spliced from 9 exons. Bases 707 to 1750 code for a protein of 347 amino acids. The record is from RefSeq and is a predicted model, not a curated record. Gene Ontology annotation, molecular function: RNA polymerase II cis-regulatory region sequence-specific DNA binding; DNA-binding transcription factor activity, RNA polymerase II-specific. Gene Ontology annotation, biological process: regulation of transcription by RNA polymerase II; anatomical structure development. Lineage: Eukaryota; Metazoa; Chordata; Lepidosauria; Squamata; Sphaerodactylidae.